Bipolaris zeicola 26-R-13 is the source of this 1914-nucleotide messenger RNA. RefSeq lists its product as uncharacterized. Gene Ontology annotation, cellular component: cohesin complex; synaptonemal complex. Bases 1 to 1914 code for a protein of 637 amino acids. Gene Ontology annotation, biological process: synaptonemal complex assembly; replication-born double-strand break repair via sister chromatid exchange; mitotic sister chromatid cohesion. The transcript is spliced from 2 exons. Gene Ontology annotation, molecular function: protein binding; chromatin binding. The record is from RefSeq and is a predicted model, not a curated record. Lineage: Eukaryota; Fungi; Ascomycota; Dothideomycetes; Pleosporales; Pleosporaceae.
AUGUUUCUUCCCGAGGAUCUUCUCUUCAAGCAAGGCGCGCUUGCGCACGUCUGGCUCGCCUCCAAUCAGCAGAAGAAGCUCACCAAAGCUCAAGUGCUGCAGCACAAGAUCCCCGAGAGUUGCGAGGUCAUUAUUCGACCAGAGGUGGCUGCUGGCGGCCCACUUGCGUUGCGUUUGAACGCGCAGCUACUUCUCGGUGAAGUGCGCAUCUACCACAAGAAAGCCCACUACCUGCAGGAUGACUGCAAUGAAGCUUUGUGGAAGAUCAAGAUGGCUUUCCGCCCUGGAAACAUUGAUCUUCCUGCGCAGACUCAUGUUGCUAACCCCACCAACUUGAUUCUACCGGAUCAAAUUACCGACCUGGACCUGCUAGCUCCUAUGCCAGAUCCCUCUUUUCUUCUCUCACAGCCGCUUAGUGGUAGCCUCGAUCUUGGAAACACCACUGUACCGGAUUGGGAUAACAGCCAGUUUCUCUCUGGCAGCAUUGAGCACCCACGUAUGGAACCAAUGGAGCUUCCCGACGAUGACCUGAACCUGGAUAUUGGAGAAGAUGACGACUUGGAGCCCCCAGCCCCGUUCGACGAAGGCACAAGUAUCGAGAUAGGCCGUAACGCGCCCCUCGAACGCCGUCAAUCCGAUGAAUUUACUGCGCUAGACAAGGGUCUUACGCUAGACGCUGAUGACCUUAACAUAGAUAUUGGGGAAGAUGCUCCUACAGAACUUGGCCCUGGCCCGGAGCUGAACCUCGAUGAUGAUAUGGAUAUCACCAUGGGCGGAAUGAACGAAACAGAUCUCCCAGCAGGUUCGAUAGCAGGCGAUCUGCCUAUGCGCCAGCGUGAGGAAUCACCACUUUCCGAGCUGGGAGAGGAAGAGGCCACUCGCCUUGAACAGGAAAUCGCCGAGCAAACCACCACCUUUGAGCCAGAGCAGGAGGAAGAGGAGGAGUCCAUUCACCAAGCCAGGGCCAAGCGCAGGAGGGUCAUUGGAGCCGACGCCGAGACAAUGAUUUCUAGCCAGCAACUGAAGGAGCAACAGAACAACCGUGAAAAGAUUCUCAAGCCUGCGUCUUUCCUUCCACGCGAUCCCCUCCUUAUGGCUUUGCUCAACAUGCAAAAGUCUGGAGGCUUUGUAUCAAGUAUUCUUGGUGAUGGACGAAGUCAGGGUUGGGCUCCCGAACUGCGAGGUAUCCUUUCUUUGGAAGUAAUCUCCCGGCCAAGCCAGAAACGCAAGCGGGAUGGCGUCAACAUCGGAGCGGACGCCGAGGACGACGAAGCAACAGCAGGUGAAAGAGAGAAGACGCCACAACUACAGCUAGAAUUUGAGCAAGAUGAGCCAACUCUAGGUGGUGGUGAUAUUGGUAUUGGCGGUGACAACACAAUGCUAGGAGGAUCUGAGGACAUUAUCCAACUCCCCGAUGAACCAGAUUUCCAGCAGAUCGGUGAAGAGGAAGAGGAUGUCUUUUCCCCAGUCCCAGACAACUUUGACGACACAACCGCACCUCUUAUCCAUCCCGCCGAAGGUGGCCCUGUAUCACUAGGCACAAAACACGCCGUUCACUUCUUACGAGAGCAAUUUGGGCCCGAAGCUGAGGAGAGCGAAUCAGUUCGACAAAAAAGCAGCAUCAUCUUCCAAGACAUUUUCCCAGAAACCAGGACAUCACGGACCGACGCCACCAAGAUGUUCUUUGAAAUGCUCGUCCUGGCAACCAAGGACGCCAUCAAGGUCGAACAACCAGCCAACAACCUUGGUGCUCCCCUACGUAUUCGUGCCAAGCGUGGUCUCUGGGGUGAAUGGGCUGAGACUGGUGCAAGUGGCGAACUGGCUUCCCAAGCCCAAGCUGCGCCUGCAGGAGACUCUGAUGCCCCUGCUGAGGCCAUUUUCCAAGGGCCAUCUGAAGUUUCUGUCUCUGCGUAG